CCAUUCUCUGUUCCCCGGAGGGUGGGCGCAGAGGCCUCCCGGGGGUCCUCUCCUGCGGGCUCGCGCCAGAGGUGGGGAGAGGCGCGCGAGGGACUGGCGCCCAGUGCUGGGCUUCCCCUGGGGAGGGUAGAGACGGGGCAGAUGCUCAAGUCAGAGAAAGUUUCUCCUGAGUUUGUGAUUCCUUUUAACUCUUAUUGUUACUGUUAUUUGCAGGGAAAAUGUAAUUCACAUUCUAAGUUCAGGUUAAACUCACCUACAUUCCAAAAAAUUUGAAUUUGUUCACCUGAAUUAUGCCAUAUCAGCUGUUACCUCUCUCUCACGCAGUACUUUAGACUGGCUCUUCGGGCUUUUCCGCCCUCCUUUCUCCAUUUAGCCAACAAUGCUGAACUUCAUGGGGGCUUCCCUGGUGGCUCAGGGUUAAAGAAUCCGCCUGCCAAUACAGGAGACCCAGUGACACGGGCUCCAUCCCUGAGUGGGGAAGAUCCUCUGGAGUAGCAAAUGGCAAUCCACUCCAGUAUUCUUGCCUGGAAAAUUCCAUGAACAGAGGAUCCUGGUGGACUACAGUCCAUGAAGUCGCAAAGAGUCAGACAGGACUGAGCACGUAUGCACUGAACUGCAGGGCUGCCCUGUGUACUAUGGAAUAAAGGUGAGAGCCGAGGUACCACACCUCAUCUGCUGGUAUCUGGAGUCAGACUUGUGACUCAAGAAGCAAAAUCUCUCAAAGCCCUCAAGAGGAAGUUUGAAGUAAAGCAGAAUCUUAAAAGAGAGAAGGAGAGGGAGGGAUGGGGCUCAUCAAAGGCAUAGGAACCACCGUAUGUGAAGCACAGACAUAGCACGGAGGCUUUGGAAAGGAUGUGAUGAAUAAGGGAGAUGACAGAGGAAGGGUCUAGUGGAAUAUAAUGUGUCUAAUAGACAUAUUGGGCUUCCCUGGUGGCUCAGAUGGUAAAGAAUCUGCCUGCAAUGCAGGAGACCUGAGUUUGAUCCCUGGGUUGGGCAGAUUCCCCUGGAGAAGGAAAUGGCUACCAACUCUAGUACUCCAGUAUUCUUGCCUGGAGAGCUCCAAGGACAGAGGCGCAAAUAUAGUGUGAGCUACAUAUUAAUUUAAGAUUUUUCAAUAGCUAGAAUUUUUAAAGUACACACAGGUGAAAAUAAUUUUAAUUUUAUGUUCUUUUGGUCACAAUAUCCUAAAUUAAUCAUUUCCACAUGUAAUCAAUGUUAAAAACUUAUUAAUGAGAUAUUUUACACUCUUUUUUGUCAUCGUAGGUCAUUGCAAUCCAGUGUUAUCUCACAUUUGCAUCAUCUUUCAGUUGUGUUUAGCCACAUUGCCACAUUUCAAGUGCUCCAAGAGCUGUACGUGGCUAAUGGCCCACACUGGACAGCACAGUUCUAAAUGUCGAAAAGUCUUGAAGAUCGAUAGGGAGAUAUGGAAGACAGAUAAGUAGGGCAAACAGGAGAGUGAUUUGUCAGAUGUGCAUUUUAGAAAUGUGGUGUUGGCAAUGAUGUGGAGGACACAUUUCCAUGCAAGGGUGAAUGGAGAUGGAGAGGUCAGAGAUAAAGUUUUUGCAGAUGUCUGGUAAGACUGUAAAUGGGUGAGUCUUUAUACAGAGCAAUUUGGCUGUACUAUCAGAAUUAUGACUGCAUAUUCAUUCUUAUUUUGCAGGUCCACUUCUAGGAAGUUGUCCUGUUGAUUGAUUAGCACCUGUGUGAAGUGACCUAUAAGGGGGCUGCCAUAUUUGGGAAACGCAAAACAGCAAACAUUGAAAGACCUCAGAGACCUGGAGGAUGGACUUUUCCAAGGGUGUUGGGGCAGCAGCUGACAGUGAGAAACCAGAGAUUGAUACUCUCAGAGGAAACUACAGUCAGCAAAUUUCCAUUAGUCAUGACAACUUCAAAAUUUUGAAAAAUAAUGAGAGUCUGCUGUGUGAAGUCCUCCAGAAUAAAUUUGGCUGUAACUUUACCUUGGUGUCUCUGGCCCCAGAAGGUAAUAACAAGUCUCUACGAGUCUUCAAAAAAAUGCUGACUCCCAAGGUAGAGUUAUCUAUCUGGAAGGACGACCUCACCAGACAUGCUGUUGAUGCUGUGGUGAAUGCAGCCAAUGAAGAACUCCUGCAUGGAGGGGGCUUGGCCCAGGCCCUUGUGAAAGCUGGCGGCUUUGAAAUCCAAGAGGAGAGCAGAGCACUGAUUUCCAAAUACGGCAGAAUUCCAACUGGUGAGAUAGUUAUCACAGGAGCAGGGAAGCUUCCCUGCCGAAAAAUUAUCCAUGCUGUUGGCCCUCGGUGGUCAAUGAUGGAUAGCCAGGAAUGUAUUGAUAAACUGAAAAGAGCCAUUGUAAAUAUUUUGUGUUUUGUCAGCGGUAAAAAUUCUAUGAACAUUGAGACAGUAGCAAUUCCAGCCCUGAGCUCUGGGAUUUUCCAGUUCCCUCUGAAUCUGUGUACAGAGAUCAUUGUGCAAACUAUCAAAAUUUAUUUCCAAAGCAUGCCAAUUGCCAAUAAUUUAAAAGAAAUUCACCUGGUAAGCAAUGAGGACCCUACUGUUGCUGCCUUUAAAAACGCUUCAGAAAUCAUCCUAGGGAGGAAUGAGCUUGAAUCCCUGGUAAGUCAAGGAGCCACCCAGCCUUUCAAUACUAUGGUUGUGAACAGCAUGACUCUUCAGAUUGUCCAAGGCCUCAUUGAAAGGCAGGAGACAGAUGUAAUUGUUAAUUCUGUAUACCCCUGUACUGGUCUUAGAGCUGGGUCUGUGUCAGAAUCAAUUCUAAAAGCAGCCGGAGAUGAAAUAGAGCGGGAAUUACACCAAAAAAUAACUAAGACACUACUAGAUUCCCAGUUGGUACUGGUCACAAGAGGAUUUAAAUUGUCUUGCAAAUACAUAUACCAUGUGUUAUGGACUUCAGAAUAUUCUGAACAAAAACUGUCAUUGAAAGCUGCGAUGAAGAAAUGCUUGGAAAAAUGCCUUGAACUAAAUAUGACUUCCAUUUCCUUUCCUGCCUUUGGGACUGGAACCACUGGUAUGAAGAAGAGUGAAGCAGCAGAGAUUAUGUUUAAUGAAGUUUUAAUAUUUGCCAGACAAAAUUUGCAACAAUUAGCUGUAAAGUUUGUGAUCUUCCCCAAAGAAUUGGAGACAUAUAAGGCUUUCAGUGCUGAAAUGGAAAAGAAUAAGUUCAAGCUGCAGGGUCCCAACAAUUACCCUGGUGUCCCCCAGGAGACCAGAGAGAAGAAAGAAAACAGAUUUCCUGUCAUCAGUCUGAUGGGAUCCUACUGGGAAAAGAUAGAUGAGGCCAAAGCCUGGAUCCAGAGGAUACUGAGCUCCAAGGAGUGCCACAUCAUUGAGGACAAGCACAUCCUCUACUUUGGAAAAAAGGAACACGAUGAUUUGUCUCUGCUUCAGAAAACCUUAUGCAUCUCUAUCUCAGAGAUUGUCACCCUGGGAAAGGCACAUUUAGAGAUUAGAGGAGCUCCGGCUGACCUCAUUGAGGCAGUUAUAAACAUUGAACAGAUGCUAUGUAAAGUUCAAGAGGAAAUGGCAAGAACAAAGGAGCAAGUCCUUUGGAGCUUGUCAGGGCAGCACACUGAUCAGCAACCAGAAAACCAGAAUCAAAUGAAGGAAAAUACAUUUCUGAAAUGGCUAACGCUUUCAGCUCCAGAAAUUCAGGAUAAAAAAAAACAGUUUGAAGACUGUGGUUUGCGAGUUAUAAAGGUAGAGAAGAUAGACAAUGUGCUUCUCAUGGCUGCCUUCCAAGAAAGGAAGAAAAUGAUGGAAGGGAGACCCUCUGGAAAACCUGUGAGCUACAGGUUGUUUCAGCAAGUCCCACAUCAGUUCUGCAAAAUGGUAUGCAGAGUCGGCUUUCACCGAGUGUACUCCAUGCCCUGCGACCAAAAAUAUGGAGCUGGAAUAUACUUCACCAAGAACCUCAAAAACAUAGCACACAGGAUCAAGAAAACAUCUGCCACAGAUAAGCUGAUCUGUGUGUUUGAAGCUGAAGUGCUCACAGGCUUCUUCUGCCAGGGUAGUCAGUUAAAUAUUGUUCCCCCACCAUUGUAUCCUGGAACCAUAGAUAGCUAUGACAGUGUGGUUGACAAUGUUUCCAGCCCUGAAACCUUUGUCAUUUUUAGUAACACACAGGCUGUGCCCCAGUAUUUGUGGACUUGCAUCCAGGAUCAUGUACAGGGUCACUCAAGACAAAUGAUGCUCUCUCCACAGCAGUCUUACGGGAUAUUCUCAAGUGGCAGCUCUGUUGAUUAACCUCUACAUUAUUUUAACAACAAACAAGACCUUGCUUUGGAGGAACUAAUCAAAUAAUAACCAUCGGUGACUCAAAGGAUGGUUUGAAUAUGUCAAAUGGGUUGUCUUUAUGGGCUGACUGGGUGAUUGAAGGCUCAGCUACAAACCAGCAUCUUAGUGCCUUCAUCUUUGUCUCUGUCUCUUGGGGUUGGGGUGGAUAGAUACGAUACCAACUAAAACACUUUCAGGACUAUUCCCUCUCCUUCAAGUUGUCUUUUCAUCUUCUUUACCGUAGGUAACAGCAAAUAUGCUUUAUAUGUAAUGAAGACAUUUUCCAGUAUAUAAUCCAAAUGCUUUUAUUUUGUAAAAUGAUAAUAGUGUAAUAUAUUAAGACAGCAAGAUGAUUUCAGAUUUUCCAGAAAAUCUUACAAAGUGCUUUGGAUAUCAAAAUAAACACCUUUAUUAAAGUAA
Messenger RNA from Bubalus bubalis (water buffalo), 4689 nucleotides. It is a transcript of the gene PARP9, whose product is annotated as poly(ADP-ribose) polymerase family member 9. Gene Ontology annotation, molecular function: transcription corepressor activity; NAD+ poly-ADP-ribosyltransferase activity; ubiquitin-like protein ligase binding. The transcript has 11 exons. Gene Ontology annotation, biological process: negative regulation of gene expression; positive regulation of type II interferon-mediated signaling pathway. The record is from RefSeq and is a predicted model, not a curated record. NCBI's taxonomy places the organism in Eukaryota, Metazoa, Chordata, Mammalia, Artiodactyla, Bovidae. Bases 1783 to 4239 code for a protein of 818 amino acids. Gene Ontology annotation, cellular component: cytoplasm; nucleus.